Molecule: messenger RNA, 749 nt
Organism: Eurytemora carolleeae
Lineage: Eukaryota; Metazoa; Arthropoda; Copepoda; Calanoida; Temoridae
Product: fatty acyl-CoA reductase 1
Exons: 8
Coding region: 69-734 (221 amino acids)
Biological process (GO): long-chain fatty-acyl-CoA metabolic process
Cellular component (GO): peroxisome
Molecular function (GO): alcohol-forming very long-chain fatty acyl-CoA reductase (NADP+) activity
Source: RefSeq, a predicted model, not a curated record
CACUAAGGAAAAAUGAAUGAAUUAAUAAAAUAAAUGAACGUUUUUAAUAUUAUAGAAAAAAGCUGAAAAUGUCCGAGUCACCAAUUAAGGAAUUUUACAAAAACAAGACAAUAUUUGUUACUGGGGGAACAGGAUUUAUUGGCAAAGUUUUGAUUGAAAAGUUACUCAGGAGUACAGAGGUCUCCCAAAUAUAUGUUCUUACCAGGCCCAAAAAAGGGGAAACUCCCCAACAGCGAAUAAAGAAACUUGUUGAAAGUGGCCUGUUUGACACAUUAAGGGAAAUUUCUCCAAAUUCCUUGGAACGUGUUCAUGCCAUCCAAGGAGAUGUAGAGGAAGUUGGUCUUGGGAUACAGGAUACAGACCUAGAUAUAUUGUAUCAUGAGGUUGACAUUGUAAUUCAUUCAGCUGCUACUGUACGUUUUGAUGAGAAUUUAAGCAAGGCACUUCGAAUUAAUGUGAAUGGAGUUUCUGAAAUUCUCACUAUUUGUAAACAAAUGAAGAAACUGGAGGCUAUGGUGCAUGUAUCAACUGCUUAUGUUCACUGUGAAAAUAAGUUCAUAGAUGAAUCUUUGAAGAUGCUACCUACAUCCCCAAGAAAGACAAUAGAAUCUUUGUCCCUGCUUGGGUCUGAUGUGACAGAUGACCCUGUGUUUACUAAAUCUAUUAUCGGAGCUAGACCCAAUACAUAUACAUAUACUAAGGUAUUAAAAUCAUUUAUAGGGUUCGUUUUAUAAAUUUCAUACUUUAUG